UUUUAUAUGCCCUUACCGAUUAUCUCGAUAAUGUUAUGAAAAAGAAAAAAGAAUAGGAACGAUACGAAUAUCGAAAAUCAACCCCUGGCUCGGCGUUAGCUUCCAUUACAGCCUCGGUCUUAUCUUCUUCUAACCUUCUCAACCAUACGGUUUAGACAUGAGCGAUCUCGAUAAAGCAAUCGCUCAGCUCCGAGCAUGUCGCCCGAUACCCGAGGCCCAAGUUAGGGAACUUUGUCAUAAAGCCCGAGAACUCUUGAUCGAAGAAGGGAACGUUGUGACAGUCACGGCUCCCGUAACGAUAUGCGGCGAUAUUCACGGACAGUUCCACGAUCUGAUGGAACUUUUCAGGGUCGGUGGCGAUCCACCAGAUACAAAUUAUCUCUUCAUGGGCGACUUUGUCGACCGUGGCUUCUACUCAUUAGAAUCAUUUCUCUUACUUCUCUGCCUAAAAGUCCGAUAUCCUGAUCGCAUGACCCUUAUUAGAGGCAACCACGAAUCCCGUCAGAUAACGACGGUGUAUGGAUUUUACGACGAGUGCCUCAGAAAGUAUGGUAGCGCUAAUGUAUGGAGAUAUUGCUGCGACGUUUUCGACUACCUAGCUCUAGGAGCUAUAGUACUCAAUGCGUCGAAUACCCUCUCACCCCCCAAUGAGAUGACACCUAGCGAGGAAUAUACCGAACAGGAUAUCGAGAUUGAGGUCUGUAACGCAGACGGAGAUGUCAUGAGCCGAUUCAUGAGGCGGGACGGUGACGAAUCCAUAGACCGCGAACGGAAAAGCCCUAACGGAACCCAGCCCAAGACCGGUCCUCCCGGUUCAGGCGCAUCAGGUUCCAGUGGAGGCACCAUCGGAAAUCCCACUGGCGCGGUUUUGUGCGUGCAUGGUGGUUUGUCCCCGUUGAUCGAUACGGUUGAUAAGAUUCGCCUAUUAGAUCGUAAACAGGAAGUGCCUCACGAAGGUGCCAUGUGUGACCUUCUAUGGUCCGACCCGGACGAGAUUGAUGGCUGGGGUCUGUCACCACGCGGUGCAGGCUUUCUAUUCGGCGCGGAUAUUGUCAAGGUCUUCAACCAUAAGAACGACCUUUCGCUCAUCGCGCGUGCCCACCAGUUAGUCAUGGAAGGGUUUAAAGAAAUGUUUGACGCGAGUAUCGUUACAGUUUGGUCAGCGCCGAACUACUGUUACCGGUGCGGUAAUGUGGCCGCUGUCCUAGAGCUGUCUGAAGACCCGACCGGAGAGACCUUCUUCGCGCGCAGCAAUGGCGACGUGGGCCGGAGCUCCGGCGGAGUAGAAGGUGUUAUGAUGGAGGGCGAGAAGAGGCUUAAGAAUGGCCCGGCAAGGAGAUAUCGCGUAUUCCAGGCCGCGCCACAGGACUCUAGAGGUAUGCCUGCCAAGAAGCCGGUAGCAGAUUACUUCCUAUAGGGCCUCCUAGCACAAGGGGCUAGAUUGUAUAAUACGAAACGAAACGGUUGGCAACGAAAGUAGCAUUCUGCUUAGCACGGACAUCAAGAGUGUUUUUUUUAUCCCCCUCGGUAUGAUACCUAGCGGAGUUUUGGCGACAGAUGAGAGAGAAAGAAACAGAUUAUCAGAUUAAUGAAUAGGGUGUGUGUGUAUGUGUGCAUUCAGGUCUCUAUUAGAAUAGAUAGAGAGAAGAUAUCCAGAUAGGUACCUACCUAGGUAGGUAAUCAUACUAGGAUAUGUUCCUAUGCAGCCACCCGGCAACAUUCAUCAUCACAGUGAACGGGAGAAGGCAAGGGAACGAAUACUC
Molecule: messenger RNA, 1763 nt
Organism: Daldinia caldariorum
Lineage: Eukaryota; Fungi; Ascomycota; Sordariomycetes; Xylariales; Hypoxylaceae
Product: Metallo-dependent phosphatase
Exons: 4
Coding region: 158-1417 (419 amino acids)
Biological process (GO): peptidyl-serine dephosphorylation; double-strand break repair via homologous recombination
Cellular component (GO): cytoplasm; nucleus
Molecular function (GO): protein serine/threonine phosphatase activity
Source: RefSeq, a predicted model, not a curated record